This is a messenger RNA of Phanerochaete carnosa HHB-10118-sp, 2306 nucleotides long. RefSeq lists its product as uncharacterized. Gene Ontology annotation, molecular function: serine C-palmitoyltransferase activity; pyridoxal phosphate binding. Gene Ontology annotation, cellular component: serine palmitoyltransferase complex. Bases 62 to 2083 code for a protein of 673 amino acids. Gene Ontology annotation, biological process: sphingosine biosynthetic process; ceramide biosynthetic process. Lineage: Eukaryota; Fungi; Basidiomycota; Agaricomycetes; Polyporales; Phanerochaetaceae. The record is from RefSeq and is a predicted model, not a curated record. The transcript is spliced from 3 exons.
CAACCCCGUCCUCUCCUUGUCACGAUCUACGACGACUGAGACGACCGGGAUGCCUUCCCCAAUGGCCAUCCAGUCAGCGUCGCCGACGCCCUCAAUGUUCAGAAAGAAGUCGACGCCUGUGCUGAACACUGCCGCAUCCUACCUCUCUGCUGUGUCGGAGGCCGAUGCUCGCGCCCGGGCACCCCGUGGCACGCCUAACUCGACACCGGCUUUGUCGCUUUCGUCGUCCGUCACGUCCUCCUCAGAAGAUACGGUCCUUCAUGAGCGUGAAGAGCUGAACUCAGACGGGCUUGCAUACCCCAAGGUCCCUCCUACCUCCGAGCAGGUGUUCACGACCGUCCACGCCGAGUUUGGGCACUGUGCCAACGACUCCUAUCGCUUCACGUCCAGAUACAAUCCCGCACGUCCGCUUAAGGCCGGAGAACAGGACCCGCCGUACUACAUCCUCUUAACGACCUACAUCUCGUACAUCCUGGUCAUCCUCUUUGGUCAUCUCCGCGACUUUUUCGGCAAGAGAUUCAAGGCUACGGAUUAUCGACACCUGUUGGCACACGGCGGGUAUGCUGCAUUGAACUCGGACUUCGACUCGUUCUACACGCGUCGUCUCAAGCUCCGUAUCGAUGACUGCUUCUCGCACCCUGUUACUGGCGUGCCCGGUCGCACCAUUGUCCUCCUUGAUCGCUACUCUCCUAACCACAACAAGUCGAUCCUUCUCACCGGCGGGAAAACGCGUGGUCUCAACGUUUCAUCGUACAACUACCUCGGUUUCGCUCAGUCGAAGGGUGCGUGCGCCGAUGCCAGUGCCGAAUCCAUUAGGCGGUAUGGUAUUUCAGCCUGCGGAAGUCGUCGGGAGGGUGGAACCUCGGAUUUGCAUAUUCAAGCAGAGGCGCUUGUUGCGCGCUUCCUGGGAAUGGAAGAUUCGCUAAUCAGCUCGAUGGGUUUCGCAACGAACUCGACUGUCAUCCCCGCGCUCGUGAGCAAGGGCUGUCUGGUGAUCUCCGAUGAGCUCAACCAUGCCUCGAUUCGUUUCGGUGUCCGUCUCAGCGGUGCCAACGUCCGGAUGUUCAAGCAUAACGAUGUGAAGUCUCUCGAGGCUCUUCUCCGAGAAGUCAUCAGUCAGGGGCAGCCGAAGACACACCGGCCGUGGAAGAAGAUCCUAGUCAUUGUUGAGGGUUUGUACAGUAUGGAGGGCACUCUGGUCGAAUUGCCUGCGAUCAUGGAGCUUAAGAAGAAAUACAAGUUCUACUUGUUCAUCGAUGAAGCGCACUCCAUUGGAGCAAUCGGCCCGCACGGCCGUGGUGUCUGCGACUAUUACGAUGUCAAUCCUCGGGACGUCGACAUCUUGAUGGGGACCUUCACCAAGUCUUUCGGCGCUGCGGGUGGCUAUAUCGCUGGCAACAGAAGUCUCAUUGAUCGUAUCCGUCUUUCCGGUCACGCCGGAGCAUAUGCUGAGGCUAUGGCCCCGCCUAUACUCACCCAAGUCGUCGCCAGUAUGGCCAGCAUCAUGGGUGUUACUCUUCCCCGCUUGGACAAGCCAACAUCAUCCACGCGCUCCCUUCUGACUCGCCACUCUGACAGCACUUUGAACGUCAUUGCCGAGGAAGCUCCCGCUUGGCGCGGUACCGCAUUGGCUGCUUGGCUGCCAACAUGGAUGCCCACCCCCCAAUCGAUGUGCGACGGUUCAGACAGUCAGAUGAGGCUCCGCCGCCUGGCAUUCAACGCCCGUUACCUCAACCGUGCACUCCGCAAGCUAGGCUUUAUCACAUACGGUAGUGCCGACUCACCCGUCGUUCCGCUCCUCCUUUUCCACCCAGGCAAGAUGGCUGUCUUUAGCCGGCUCAUGCGCACACGUCCAACGCCUAUUGUCGUCGUCGUCGUCGCGUAUCCAGCUACGUCUCUCGUAACAUCGCGCGUGCGCUUCUGCCUGAGUGCGUCGCACACCAAGGAGGACAUCGACACGAUCCUCGUAGCGUGCGACGAGAUUGGCGAUCUCUUGGACCUGAAGCAGGGUGUGGGUGAGCGCUGGCCGCUUCAGGAGAUUAUGGCGCGUGCGGUUGAGCUGGUUCAUAUGGAGGAGUCGUAAAUCUUCGCGUACGUGGAUCCGGAAGCUGUCUCUGAAACUCUCGGUAUAUUAUAUGACGACCACUUUCACCAACUCGGCGGACGCUAAACUUUCCUCCGUCGUCUUUCUUCAUGAUAUCCACCCCGAUACCGUUUUGCGUAAAUAGACUGCAGAUUAGAGUCUUUUUGCACUUAACCUUUUUAUUUUACAACGACGUGCUCCUAAUCUUACGGGAAUUGUAAAC